CUUCCAAUCGCAUUUUAACGAGAAACGUGUAAACCCGAUACAAGGCGCUUUUGUCCUCAUUUUACCAGCGCAGCUCUUCCCGGAAUCAAGGAGGGGCGAAGGCCGAACAACACAACAACUCCAACCAUGGCUAUAGAGAUCAAAGCGACACCGUUUACCUUCGUCGCACAUGCGCUCGCGUUUGCGGCUUCGGUUAUGGUUUUGAUCUGGUGCAUCCAUUUUAGAGGAGGAUUAGCUUGGGAAGAUACCAACAAGAGUCUAAUCUUCAACAUUCACCCUGUGUUGAUGGUAAUUGGGUUCGUUAUCAUGGGAGGAGAAGCUAUAAUGAGUUACAGAGCACUUCCCAUGAGGAAACAAGUGAAGAAGCUAAUACAUUUAAUCCUCCACGGCAUUGCACUAAUACUGGGUAUUGUGGGUAUCUAUGCCGCCUUCAAAUUUCAUAACGAGAGCGGCAUUGCCAAUCUCUACAGCUUGCAUUCCUGGCUUGGCAUCGGUGUCAUUGUUCUCUACGGUAUCCAGUGGGGGUACGGGUUCCUUGUCUUCUUCUACCCUGGCGGGACCACAGCGCUGAGAAGCGAUUCACUUCCUUGGCACGUGGCGGCCGGAAUGUUCGUGUACGCAUUGGCAGUCGGCAACGCAGCCAUAGGGUUUCUUGAGAAGCUGACUUUCCUCGAGAAUUCAGGGCUUGCCAAAUACGGAGCGGAGGCCUUCCUUGUCAACUUCACUGCACUUGUCACAAUACUCUAUGGUGUCUCUGUGUUUUUCUCUCUUCUUUCUCGGCCUCCAGCCGCCGACGACGGCAAUAGCUGCUAUUCACCUAUAUGACAUCGUAUACGUACAUAUAUAGUUUUGCCUAUAUCAGAUCACGUACUGUUGGCAAACAGAAUAUUGUUGCCUGGUUUCUAAUCGAUGUUAGCGCGAAAGCUAUCUGGGUCCAUAAGGUAAUUGUAUCGCUUCCGUAGGUUGGUUAUGAGAAAAUUAAAUAGCAGUGGAAUACUUUCUGUUAAUAAUAAGAAAUAUUAAUCA
Molecule: messenger RNA, 1026 nt
Organism: Carica papaya (papaya)
Lineage: Eukaryota; Viridiplantae; Streptophyta; Magnoliopsida; Brassicales; Caricaceae
Gene: ACYB-2
Product: Cytochrome b561/ferric reductase transmembrane protein family
Molecular function (GO): oxidoreductase activity
Source: RefSeq, a predicted model, not a curated record